GCCCUCGGAGCCCGUGUACCGGUGCACACCCGGGAACCCCGCGCACCCCGCUGCCACAGAGGACUCAGCACUACUGCAGCCGGGCCACCUCCUAGGGCCGGGCCAGCCCCGGCGCUAGCGCUCUCGGGGCGGACUCCCCGCCCUGCGCGCUCAAGCCCGCGAUGGCUCCUCUCGGAUACCUCUUAGUGCUCUGCAGCCUGAAACAGGCUCUGGGCAGCUACCCGAUCUGGUGGUCCUUGGCUGUGGGACCCCAGUACUCCUCCUUGAGCACUCAACCCAUCCUCUGCGCCAGCAUCCCAGGCCUGGUGCCCAAGCAGCUGCGCUUCUGCAGGAAUUAUGUGGAGAUCAUACCCAGCGUGGCCGAGGGUGUCAAGGCUGGUAUCCAGGAGUGCCAGCACCAGUUCCGAGGCCGCCGCUGGAACUGCACCACUAUCAGCAACAGCCUGGCGAUUUUCGGCCCCGUUCUAGACAAAGCCACCCGAGAGUCAGCCUUUGUUCACGCCAUUGCCUCCGCUGGAGUGGCCUUCGCGGUGACACGCUCCUGUGCAGAGGGGUCAGCUGCCAUCUGCGGGUGCAGCAGCCGCCUCCAGGGCUCCCCAGGCGAGGGCUGGAAAUGGGGCGGCUGCAGUGAAGAUAUUGAAUUUGGUGGAAUGGUGUCUCGGGAGUUUGCCGAUGCCAGGGAGAACCGGCCAGAUGCCCGCUCUGCCAUGAACCGUCAUAACAAUGAGGCUGGGCGCCAGGCCAUCGCCAGUCACAUGCACCUCAAGUGUAAAUGCCACGGACUAUCCGGCAGCUGCGAGGUGAAGACCUGUUGGUGGUCGCAGCCAGACUUCCGCACCAUCGGGGAUUUCCUCAAGGACAAGUAUGACAGCGCCUCAGAAAUGGUGGUGGAGAAACACCGAGAGUCUCGUGGCUGGGUGGAGACCCUGCGGCCACGUUACACGUACUUCAAGGUGCCAACAGAACGCGACCUGGUCUACUACGAGGCCUCACCCAACUUCUGCGAGCCCAACCCUGAAACCGGCUCCUUCGGGACACGUGACCGCACCUGCAACGUGAGCUCGCACGGCAUAGAUGGGUGCGACCUCUUGUGCUGCGGGCGUGGCCAUAACGCGCGCACAGAGCGGAGAAGGGAGAAGUGCCACUGCGUUUUCCACUGGUGCUGCUAUGUCAGCUGUCAGGAGUGCACACGCGUCUAUGAUGUGCACACCUGCAAGUAGGCGGGUUCCUAUCAGAGGGAGCAGGGUUCAUACCUAGGGGCAGCAGGGGUUCCUACUUGGAGGGGUCUCCUACCUCAGGAUCCAUUUCCUACUUGAGGGUGGGGCUCCUACCUGUGAGGGUCUUCUACCUAGGGACCCAGUUUCUGCCUUCGACUGUUGUUCCUACUUGGGGUCUGGGUUCCUUUUCAGGGGAGAAGCUCCUGCCUGAGAUACGGGGGUUUCUACCUGAGGGUGGGGCUCCAUCUGAGUUGGAAUUCCAAUUUGGGAUGGGAGUGGGUCCUACCUCAUAUGGGUUGGGUUCCUCUCUUGACCCAACAGGGCGACAGGGCCCAGACCGGGACCAUGAGCUACUCCUUCAACUAAAUGGGUUUCGUGGAUAGGCAGGAGUGGAGGGAUUGGGGUCCCCCCUCCC
Messenger RNA from Acomys russatus (golden spiny mouse), 1632 nucleotides. RefSeq names its product Wnt family member 3A (gene Wnt3a). Gene Ontology annotation, cellular component: extracellular region. Gene Ontology annotation, molecular function: frizzled binding; cytokine activity. Lineage: Eukaryota; Metazoa; Chordata; Mammalia; Rodentia; Muridae. The record is from RefSeq and is a predicted model, not a curated record. Gene Ontology annotation, biological process: multicellular organism development; neuron differentiation; cell fate commitment. The transcript has 4 exons. Bases 162 to 1220 code for a protein of 352 amino acids.